GCGGGCGGCGGUGUUCUUGGCGCUCUUGGGGACUGCGGCUCCUUGGGGCUGCGUCGGCCCCGGUCUCAGCACUGACUAGAUUCAGCCGCCGGAGGUGCGGCCGUUCAUCCCGGGGGGGCACUUAGGACGGACGGGCCGGACCCUGCGACCGCCUGGCAGGGCUGAGCGCGGGCCCGCGGCGCGAGUUUUUGGUCUAAGAAGAAAAAAACCAACACAUCUCAGGACUGCUUAGCUUUUUUAUUAGCCUUCUGUGGGGGACUUCGCUGGAGGCAUUUCACAAUUCUUGGCUGAAAAACUACCAGAAAUCAUGAAUAGCUCAGUUUGCCCCGUGGAUGCCACAGAAGAACUCUUGCAUGAAUGUGAGAAUAUUUGGAAGGAGAUGGAAAAGUGUCAGAGUAAGCUAACCCUUCUAACAGCAGAACCGGUGCCAGAAUCAGAUGCCAAGGUUUUGUUGUUACUGACACGAAUGCAGGCUUUAAGAGCAGAGUAUUAUCAAUGGCAAAAAAGAAAUCCUGAGCUAGUUUCAACUAAUCCAGAGGUACUGCUGUUAUUAGGAGAAGAAGAGUUGCAGGAAGUAAAGAAAGAACUUGAAAUGGUGCUGUCAGCAGUUCAGUCAAAGAAUGAAAAGCUGAAAGAAGAUCUGGAAAGAGAACAGCAGUGGCAUGACGAACUGGUGCAAAUAGUAAAUGCUUUUAAGGAAACUGAAGAAGAAAUGAAAAAAGAAGUUGUAACAGAUUCUGAAAAAAGACUGUUUCAAGAACUGAAAAACCAAAUGUCGGAGUUAAGGGAAUAUAAGAAAAAACUCUUGAAUGCUUUGGGUGAGUUCCUAGAAGAACAUUUUCCCCUUCCAGAGAAAAAUGGAAAUGCUAAAAAGAAGAGGUACUCUGAAGAGCCGUGUGAACAAGUGAUAACAAUGCAUGAAAUUUUAGAGAUUCUCUUGAAUCAAUUGAUGUCCACACCACACAAACCCUAUGUAACAGUUGAUGACUCAUUUUGGCCACCUUAUGUGGAGCUGCUACUGCGAAGUGGAAUUGUCCUGAGGCAUCCAGAAGAUCCAGACAGGAUACGUCUAGAAGCCUUUCAUGAGUAGUGUAAUCUACAUGCUUACUUCUAAACAAAUCACUAGUACUUAUGGGAAGCCAUACUUACGUAUCUGCUGAAAAUUGCUGGGAAAAGGCUCAAUGGUGUUCUAUAUGAGAACUUCACAACGCUUUGAGGGUGGAGGGGGAGUGAGAACAGUUUAAUGUUAAGUUCUAGCAUCAUUGCCUUUUUUAGCUACACUGCUUUAAGUGCAUUUAAUUUUGCCUACUUAAUUGGUUACUAUGCAUAAUUACAGAUACUGGUAGGUGCUGUCCAGAAACAUUACUUUUGUUUUAUAACUGCUUGCUCAAAUGCCCUCCAUUCAAAGACUAGCUGUAAUGUCUGACUUUCGUGCAUAUUUAGUUGCUUUUUUAAUCCUCCUUAAUUAUUCAAGGUUUUCUAGAAUGGCCUUUUUAUUUGUUUGUUUUAAAAUAUUUUAUAUUUUGCUAUCCUUUACAUAUAUAAUAUUCAUAAAAUUGUUUGAGGUGGGAAGUACCUUUAAAAGUCAUCAAUCUCAAGUUCUUCGUAGAUCUAUGGUAGUGUAAAUUCAGGAAUAAAUAAUAUUAACCACUGUGUA
Molecule: messenger RNA, 1657 nt
Organism: Lagopus muta (rock ptarmigan)
Lineage: Eukaryota; Metazoa; Chordata; Aves; Galliformes; Phasianidae
Gene: CENPK
Product: centromere protein K
Exons: 11
Coding region: 308-1090 (260 amino acids)
Biological process (GO): kinetochore assembly; mitotic sister chromatid segregation
Cellular component (GO): nucleus
Source: RefSeq, a predicted model, not a curated record